Prorocentrum cordatum is the source of this 965-nucleotide messenger RNA. The record is from the annotation of a GenBank genome assembly. Lineage: Eukaryota; Dinophyceae; Prorocentrales; Prorocentraceae.
CUCGCACCUGCCCCCCCCCCCCCCGGGGGGCCCGCGCCGGGCACCGGCCGCCGCAUGGAGGGGCGGGCCGCGCCAGCGCGGCCGCAGGCGGCGAAGGCUCGCCGAGAGGACCCGGCCGCCAGGGCGCUGCCCCCGGAGCUGGGCCAUGAAGCGGCGGCGGGGCGCGCCCGCGGGCGCAGCGCCGCGCGGGCGGUGCGGGAGGUCGCCGCGGGCAGGCGGCGAGGACGCCGCUGCGCCGGGGCCGCCGGACAGCGACGAGGACGCGGCGAUGGCGCCGGAGAGCGAGGAGAGCCUGCAGGCGGAGCGCGCCCAGGCCCUGCGGCUGCUGGAGCAGGUUCUGCAGCGCGACGCCGCCGCCAGCUCCAAUGAGGAGGACGAGGAGGAGCUGGCCGCGGACCCAAGGAGCCGCAAGGCGGCCGAGGGGCCCCAGAGCAGGAAGGUCUUCGUCGGGGGCCUGCCGUGGGCGGCUGACCCGAACGAGGUGGAGGCGCACUUUGAGAAGUGCGGAGAUAUCGACAGUUUCAACAUGCCGGUGAAUAAGAAGACGAACGCGCCCAUGGGCAUCGCGUUCAUCAUCUUCUCGAGCGCCGAGGGCGUCGCGAGGGCCCUGGAGUGCAACGGCACCCAGUACGGCGGCCAGCGUUUGCGCGUCGCCGUUGCCGAGCUCGACACCCCGCGGGGAGGCGACCGCUCGCAGGCGCACGCGGCGCCUGGCCGCGGCGGCCGCGGCCAGUUCCCCGGGAGAGGGCCAGGCCGCGCUGGCCCCCGCGGUGGGCGAGGAGGGCGCGGCGAGUUCCCUGGCCGCGGCUGGCGCGGCUGAGUCGCGUGAGCCCGCCGCCGCGGCGCGCUUGCGCGGGCGGCCGCGGCCGCGCCUCGGGGCUCGGCUGAGGCCCCCCCAGCCAGCCCGUGCCCAUCCCGCGCGCGAGGACGGCUGCGGUGCGCGUCGCCUCCCUCGGGUCCUCCCU